AGAGUCCUUCUGGAAAUAAGGGCUGGUCGCGUUGCUGGAGCUUCUUUCUUUUCUGGGGCCACGUGGGUGGGGAGUGUUCCGCUUUUCGAAGCACGUGUGAAGAAGAAGAAAAAGUGCAGUUGCAGUUCUUAAGAGGGACGAAUAUCGAGGGCAAUGGACAAGGACAACGCGGGCCAAGGGUUAGUGGAUUAAGGUGGAGAGGAGGGGAAAAAACUUGAACGGAAUGUGAUAAAUGCCAACUAAACGAACGAUGGUCGUGGAGUAGGAGUUGGGGAGAACGGGGAAGAUUCUCAAGCUCAUAGUUCAACCCCCGAGAAUCACGGCCGGCGUGACACAGUGAUCGUGAGUGUGAGUGUGUGAAUGUGUGUGACAUAUAGAGGAAGUGCAGUGGAGAAAAGUGCAAAAGUACACGUAACGAUGUGCACAUAAUUUUACAUGUGUUGUGGUUAUUGUACUAGUUGUUGUUGUUGUUGUUGCUGUUGAUGUCGUCAAAGUUGUGGUUUAGCUGAUGUUUAGUAGGGAAUUUAGAUGAAUGAUUUUACUGGUAGGUUUGAGUCACUGGGGACGUGGCGAUUUCUGAGAAACGGCAAUAUUGUAAACGAGAUGCCUCUCUAGCAGCAGCACGAUGAUGAGGAGGAGGAUGUCGAGCACUAGUUUUGCUGAUAGUUGUGGUAGUAGCAGCGCCAGUACAUCAUUGCCUGCUGGAGGAAGUCGAAAACUUGUCCGUCGGCGGAAUCUGCCUCUGGUGGUGGCAGCAAAUUGAGUGGCAGUUUUUUUUCUCUCUCUCGCGAAAAAGCUCCCACGGAAAUGGAAAACGGAAAAUAAUUAAAAACUUUUCACCGCAUGUGGUGGUGGUGGCUGGGGGAGUAGUGCAUGUGAGCUUUUUCAACGGCUUAAAGCUACUGGGAAUUGAAAUUCCGAACGCAGUUAGAAAAAAAUAACAGUGCGGCAGCAUGUGUCCCGCGGCGGUUGUCCCAGCGCGAAGUUGGCCGGAACUGGACGGUGGAACCGGGUUCGAAAUAUCCUGCUUAUGUGAGUUAUAGUGAAUGGUUUGGUGUGAGACCAAAAUAAGCAAAGUUUAAAGUUGAAUUUUGAAAAAACAGUUUCGGGGAAACCUUGGGAGACGGAGUCCAAGAGGGGUACAAGUUGGGGUCGGGACGGAUGGGGUGCGAAGGUGGUGGCCGGCCGGUGAAAAUGUGGCAGCGGACCGGGUGGUGGUGUUGGCUCUGGUGGCGACAUCUGGUGAUAACGGGACUUGUGCUGCUGCUGUGCGGCGCGCAGACCGGAGGGGCCGUGAAGAGUGGGCACUCGCGGGCGAUGGCAGCCGGCCGACUGGAGAACGUCACCCAAACUAUUUCUAGGAUAUUGGAAGGAUACGACAUCCGGUUGCGGCCAAACUUUGGCGGUGACCCACUAACUGUAGGGAUGGAUUUAACGAUAGCUAGUUUCGAUGCAAUUUCAGAAGUAAAUAUGGACUACACGAUAACAAUGUACCUAAAUCAGUACUGGAAGGACGAGCGAUUAGCGUUCAACGCCUACUCGAUUUGGGGCAACAACGCAGGGGCGUCCUCAUCCUCGUCGUCCUCAGGUGGUUCAGGGGCGUCGUCUCAGUACGACCAAAACGGGGACAUCAUGAUCGACGACGACGGCGCGAAUGAUGUGAUAACCCUGUCGGGGGACUUUGCCGAGAAGAUCUGGGUGCCGGACACGUUCUUCGCGAACGACAAAAACAGCUUCCUGCACGACGUCACCGAGCGGAACAAGCUGGUCCGGCUGGCGGGGGAUGGGGCGGUGACGUACGGGAUGCGGUUCACGACGACGCUAGCCUGCAUGAUGGACCUGCACUACUACCCGCUGGACUCGCAGAACUGCACCGUGGAGAUCGAGAGUUAUGGUUACACCGUGUCCGACGUGGUGAUGUACUGGCGCUCGACGCCGAUCCGGGGAGUGGAAGAGGCGGAACUGCCCCAGUUCACCAUCAUCGGGUACGAGACGAACGAUAGGAAGGAAAAGCUCGCCACCGGCGUGUACCAGCGGUUAUCCCUUUCCUUCAAGCUCCAGCGAAACAUUGGCUACUUCGUGUUCCAGACGUACCUCCCCAGCAUUCUGAUCGUGAUGCUUUCGUGGGUGUCGUUCUGGAUCAACCACGAGGCCACUUCGGCGAGGGUGGCCCUCGGAAUUACGACGGUGCUCACGAUGACCACGAUCAGCACCGGGGUGCGGAGUUCGCUUCCGAGGAUCAGCUACGUUAAGGCCAUCGACAUUUACCUCGUGAUGUGCUUCGUGUUUGUGUUUGCGGCGCUGUUGGAGUACGCGGCCGUGAAUUACACCUACUGGGGGGCGCGGGCCAAGAAGAAGAGUAAAAAGAACAAGGAGCAGGAGAAGAAGGUUUCAAGAAAACAAGAAAACAGUGCCAACAGCGGCGGCGGCGGCGGCUGCUCCUCCGAGGACAUCAUCGAGCUGCAGGACGUCCGGAUGAGCCCGAUCGCGUCGCUGCGCAAUCGGCACUACUCCAACACGACCUCGUCGACGGGCAUCAGCGGCGGUCCGGACGCGAUCGACCUGGCCAAGUUCCCGCCCAGUUUCCGGAUUUCGCGCCAGUACGGCGGCGGUGGCGGCGGAAGCACCCGGUCCAGCGGCCUCCGCUACCGGGCCAAUCGGGGUCACAACCGGCCCAAGAUGCUGCACGCGAUCCGGCGCGGCGCGUCCGUCAUCAAGGCGUCCAUCCCGAAGAUCAAGGACGUCAACGUGAUCGACAAGUACUCGCGGGUCAUCUUUCCGGUGAGCUUUGCGGCGUUCAACGCCGGCUACUGGAUCUUCUACGUUCUGGAGUGACCUACCGUGAACUAACCGAAUCCGUAAGCAAAGUCACGACCCGCCACGAGUCGAGUAGCAACAGUAGCGGUCUCGUAGUGCAACUCAGUAGAACGCCGAAGGUCGAAGCAGGCGACGACGAUGACGAACACCCUGUAGAGA
This is a messenger RNA of Culex quinquefasciatus (southern house mosquito), 2976 nucleotides long. RefSeq names its product gamma-aminobutyric acid receptor subunit beta-like (gene Lcch3). The transcript has 9 exons. Gene Ontology annotation, cellular component: neuron projection; synapse; GABA-A receptor complex. NCBI's taxonomy places the organism in Eukaryota, Metazoa, Arthropoda, Insecta, Diptera, Culicidae. Bases 1162 to 2835 code for a protein of 557 amino acids. The record is from RefSeq and is a predicted model, not a curated record. Gene Ontology annotation, biological process: chemical synaptic transmission; nervous system process; monoatomic ion transmembrane transport. Gene Ontology annotation, molecular function: GABA-A receptor activity; neurotransmitter receptor activity; extracellular ligand-gated monoatomic ion channel activity.